Trypanosoma brucei brucei TREU927 is the source of this 1500-nucleotide messenger RNA. RefSeq names its product golgi reassembly stacking protein. NCBI's taxonomy places the organism in Eukaryota, Euglenozoa, Kinetoplastea, Trypanosomatida, Trypanosomatidae. Gene Ontology annotation, cellular component: Golgi apparatus. Gene Ontology annotation, biological process: Golgi organization. The record is from RefSeq and is a predicted model, not a curated record. The transcript has a single exon. The coding region runs from base 1 to 1500 and encodes 499 amino acids. Gene Ontology annotation, molecular function: protein binding.
AUGGGACAGGGGAAAAGCGACGCCAAGCGACCGUUGAAAGACAUCGAAGGUUUGCAAAUCGUUCGUGUGUUGCCGUACAGCCCCUCCCACUCCGCAGGACUAAUCCCUUUCUUCGACAUCAUCACUGCCGUUGAUGGGAAACAGAUGGAAGUAGAUGGUGAGUCGGUAGAAAAAUUCAAGUAUUACGUAGCCGGACGAAGGGAUGAAACUAUAACUUUAACCGUCUACAACUUGUACAUACACAACUACCGCGAUGUGCACUGUGUCGCAAGCAGUACAUGGGGAGGUGGUGGGUUAUUAGGCUGCAGCGUCGAGUGGUGUCAAGCAGAGAAGUGCGUGGAGCGCUGCUGGCAUGUUGUUGACGUAAUCCCCGGGAGUCCGGUGGCUAAAUGUGGAGAAAUUAAGGAAGGACGCGACUAUAUAAUAGGAAUUCAGAAGGCAGAUGAACUCGUCACUGCACUCAUAAAAGACGAAGAUGAUCUGUAUACAAGGGUGGAGCUUUGGCGUACCGCUCAGUCUGCGGCACUCCGGCGGUUACAACGUAAUUCUUUUGUACCCACUGGCGCCUCACGGGAAGAUAGAGGGUUACAAACGGCUGGGCAGUUACUCCUUCUUGUGUACGACUCGGUGAACAUUGAGGUGAAGGAGGUGUUGGUAGAUUUCGGGAACGAUAUAUAUGCUCCUUUAGGAAUGAACCUUGCUACAGGUCUGCUGCACCUCAUUCCCAGCCCACCCAAAAGUUUGGCUGAUAACGGACGAGUAACUGGAACCGUAGGUAUUUCUGCAACAAGCGCAGGGGAUGACAGCAGCUGUUCCGUCAACAGCAGUAGCAACCUUCCGACGGUGACCGCAUUUGUGCUGGCAACAGGAGGGGUGUUGCGCAUAGGGAAAACAGCUCCGACCGUAUUGGCACCCCCAAAGCCGGGAGCCACCGGAUCUCCGAACGGACCACCACCACCAUUCACAUCACCAGUUGUUACCGAAAUGCAAGCUCCGCAGAUGCUGCCUGAAUUCCCGUCGCGGGUUCACGUACCGCCGCAAAAAUAUCACGCAGCGGCUAACAGUACCGCUUUCCCUAAGGAGAUUGAGGGGGUUCAUGAACAGCCUCCCACACCACUCUUUCCCAUGGAAGGAAUUCCCAACGGGCUCCAUGCCCCCCUUCCCAACCCAGCCGGUUUGUUUAUGAACACCGUCUCACCACGCAAAUGGCAGGAAGAUGUGGCAGCGGUCGCGACAAUACCUGCAGCGGAGGGAAACCCAUCAUGUGCAACAACUUCACAUGAUCCUCCGGUGCCUUCCUAUUCGGCUCAGCAACAUACACAACAACAGUUUGGACUACCCUUCAGUCAAGCAAGUUAUCAGCAGCAACCACCACCACAAAUCAUUAGACAGUCACUACUUCCUGACGUUACGAAUAUGGUUGAUGAGCAACUGCCGGUUUCUAGAGUGCCACCGCCUCUGGCCUUCCCCAUCAUAAAGCCAGCCACACCAUCUCGCUAA